AAUAUUUUAAUAUACUUUUACAAAAAAAUGGCUUCGUCAGUACCCAAUAUUCAAAAGAGAAGCCGGACCACAGCAGAACAACUAAGUCGCAUGGUGGACUUUUUGACGGAAACGCCGGGAUUGGCAGGAUCAAGGUUCCAGAAGCUUCAUGGAAAAUCGGACUGCGACAAAAAGUGGAGUGAACUAGCGUCAAUGCUGAAUAGCCUUGGUGGUUCGGUGAAGAACGUCGACCAAUGGCGCACAGUAUGGAGGGAUUUGAAGAGCCGUACUAGCAUUAAGGUGCGUGAUAGGAAACGAAAGCAGGCAAUGACGGGAAACAAUCCCAUUAAUGAAGAGCCACCCACUGAGCUUGAGAGGCGUGUGAUUGCUCUUGUCGGUAGCGACUAUGUGCAGGGCCAUGAAACUGUUGCUGAAAGUGUGCCAGUGGAAGAGGAACUCCAACUGCGUAUGGAAGAGGGUGAUGAAAGUGUAAUCAUCGAGAUGCCAUCUAUUUCUCACGAAGUGAGCAUUGAGAUGUGCACAUCGACUCCUGUAACUCCUGCAGGAAAAACGCCACGUAGAGGAGCCAAAAGAAGGCGUGUGGACGGUGGUACCGAGGCCCAAAAAUCGUUUUUGGAAAUCGCUCAGACCCAAGCAAAUUCCUUAAAAGUAAUUUACUUAUUUGUAACUUUACAUAAGUAA
Rhagoletis pomonella (apple maggot) is the source of this 681-nucleotide messenger RNA. RefSeq lists its product as uncharacterized. The record is from RefSeq and is a predicted model, not a curated record. The transcript has 4 exons. Bases 28 to 681 code for a protein of 217 amino acids. NCBI's taxonomy places the organism in Eukaryota, Metazoa, Arthropoda, Insecta, Diptera, Tephritidae.